Dibothriocephalus latus is the source of this 543-nucleotide messenger RNA. NCBI's taxonomy places the organism in Eukaryota, Metazoa, Platyhelminthes, Cestoda, Diphyllobothriidea, Diphyllobothriidae. The record is from the annotation of a GenBank genome assembly.
AUGAUUAUCUUGAGUAUAAUGGCAAGCGCAGUCCGACAAAAUUUUCACGAGGAAUGUGAAGCAGGCAUUAACAAGCAAAUAAACAUGGAGCUUUAUGCCAGCUACGUAUACAUGGCCGCGGCGAACCAUUUCGAUCGGGAUGACGUCGCUUUACCUGGCUUCCGAAAAUUCUUUUUGAAAUCCUCGGAAGAGGAGCGGGAGCAUGCACUUAAGCUUAUGAAAUACCAAAACAAACGUGGCGGCCGUAUUGUGCUGCAGGACAUAGCCAAACCUGCCGUUACGGAAUGGGCAUCCGGCCGGGAAGCUAUGGAGACAGCUCUCAAACUUGAACGGGAAGUGAAUGAGUCGCUGCUAGAACUGCACAGAAUUGCGCAGAAAAACGAUGAUGCCCAAUUUUGUGACUUUUUGGAAUCUGAAUAUCUUGAAGAGCAAGUCGAAUCCAUCAGAGAGAUAUCUGGGUAUGUCACCAACCUCCGAAGAGUCGGUCCUGGUCUUGGAGAAUACAUGUUCGACAAGGAGACGCUUCAUGGCGAAGAUGACUAA